AAUACGGAAGAGUUCUCGUCCCCAAGCUACCAUGCGGUAUAUAACAAGUUUAAGGCGAAGGAGGAUACAUUCAGGAUAGUUCGAUCUCAGCUGAAUGCGUGGUAUGAUCAGCAUAAGCACGUUUCUGCAUCCAGUCUAAUUGAUGGAUUGUCCACGGAUAAGAAGGAGAUUGGACACUUCCUAAGGAUGAUUGUGGGCCCCACUAACCGAUUGGGGUGUGCCAUAGCCAGUAUCGAAAAAGUCGGAUGGACCCAUCAAUGGCUAGCCUGUCUAUACAGCUGUUCACCCCAAAAGAACUCGCUUCUUUAUGAGUAUUCCGGAAAACCGGGAGAAUAUUGCACCACUGUGACUGAUGGAAAAUUCAAAAAUCUUUGUAAUGACACUGAACCUGUGAAAGAUUGCAUGCACUCUGAACUAUUCAAGCCGAUAACCACCAACGACACUGCAUCAUUGAUCAGGGGCAUGGUGAAAGGACAAAGCCAAUCCAGAAGUAUUUUGUGUGGCUUGUGUCCUCUCUGCUGCAAGUGGUGGAAUUGGGCAAAGGGAGGUUGCGGAUUGAUAAAAAAAACUUUGAGUGCUAUUACACAUGGUGGUGGUGAAAGUGAAAAAUGA
Messenger RNA from Drosophila sechellia, 612 nucleotides. RefSeq lists its product as uncharacterized. The record is from RefSeq and is a predicted model, not a curated record. The transcript is spliced from 2 exons. Lineage: Eukaryota; Metazoa; Arthropoda; Insecta; Diptera; Drosophilidae. The annotation marks the transcript as partial.